CAACAUACUACCGUCCUCAAUUCUCCCAUCCUUUGCUUUUACAAACCUAAAAGUGUGCCUUCCAACGCCGAAAAUGCCUGAGAAACAAGCACGUCGCGUACUGAUCGUUGGGGCUGGGUCCUUGGGACUAGUUAUUGGGUACAUUCUUACUCAAGCAAAUGUCGAUGUGACAUACCUGAUCCGACCUCACGGAGCAGAAAACCUCAAUCGACCACAGCUACUCUACUCUUUCCACGAUAACAAACUGAGGAAGUUCGACAAAUACAAAUUUAUUACAAACCCACAGGAUUUGUUGACUGGAACGAGCUACGAUUUCAUCAUAAUCACACUCGAUGGUCACACCUUGAAGACCGAGACUGGAUUGGACUUGGUAGACACUAUAGCAAAUGCAGCCAGAGGGACUGCUACUAAGGUCUUACUACUCCUCGGACUAAUUGGCGUGAGAUCGUGGUUGUUAAACCGUACAGGUCUUAGAGAGGACCAAGUGGCUGCGGUUGUCUCAUUUAUUCAUUCAUACGCGCCUAAGAAGGUUGCACUGCCAAUACACAACGGUGUUGAUCCAAAGCUGCUACAACAGGCUGAUCAAGCAUACGUCGAUAAAGCCGGUCCUGGGUUGACAAUUGACAACAGUACACCUGCACUGGCUGAGGAGUUUUCUCAGCUAUGGAAUGCCAGUGGGCUUUCACAGUGUGCUAUUGCCCCCCCUGUACAGAUCGACGCCAUGGUAGCCCCUAUCUACGUUAUUAUAGCUGUCUCUGAUCUCUUAGACUGGCCAAGCUACGAUGACAUUGAUAUCCAGGGAGACCUUUGGACCCUAGGGAUUCAGGCAAUCAAAGAAAUACUUGGGCUUAGUACAUUUGGACAGGUUGGCGAACAGGCCAUUGCCAUAACUACUGCUGCAAGUGUUAGGGAUCAGUUUUUGGGGCUACAGAAGGCAAUGUAUCCACUCGACUGGUUGGCGUUCAAUAAAUACCACCACGGCGGCAAGGUCAAUGCUCAAGAUCGGGACAUACUACGGAACUUCAUUUCCCAGGGCGAGGCCGAGCAUAAAGCGAUGCACUCAACAAAGGAGUUGUUGAAGAAAUUGGAGGAGCGCAAACGUUGAAUUGGGGCUGUUCUAGUAUGCGGAUAUAGACAUAAGCAAAUGACCACGGUGUUUGAAUCAAAAAGCGCCAAGCAUUAGCUGUUCUUUUAUCAAGCCUCGGUGAUACAACCUUCUUGAUAUCUGUUCAUGUAAUCAACCACAUUGGUGCAUACAAGCCUGGCCAAAAGCUGCUUGAAACUAUGCGAG
Molecule: messenger RNA, 1291 nt
Organism: Bipolaris sorokiniana ND90Pr
Lineage: Eukaryota; Fungi; Ascomycota; Dothideomycetes; Pleosporales; Pleosporaceae
Exons: 1
Coding region: 74-1105 (343 amino acids)
Source: RefSeq, a predicted model, not a curated record